Molecule: messenger RNA, 1108 nt
Organism: Meloidogyne enterolobii
Lineage: Eukaryota; Metazoa; Nematoda; Chromadorea; Rhabditida; Meloidogynidae
Source: the annotation of a GenBank genome assembly
AUGCUCGAUUUCACACCUUUGGACUGGAACGAAUUUUUUGAUCGAAAAGAACUUUUAUCUAUAAAUGAAGACAAAUUCAAUGUUUAUUUAAAAGGAUCAAAAGGCCCCCUAUUUUGUUUACUUCAUGGUGGGGGAUAUACUGGCUUGACUUGGGCGUGCUUUUCGGAACAAAUUUCUUCUCAAAUUGAAUGCCAAAUAAUUGCCCCAGAUUUAUGCGAUCAUGGAGAAACACGAGUAGAGGAUAAUUUGGAUAUGUCUGCUGAGAGAAUGGCAAAAGAUGUUUGUUCAAUUUAUCAUCAUUUAUAUGGCGAAAAGACUACUCCGCCUCCUUUAAUUCUUAUUGGGCACAGUAUGGGAGGUUCUAUAGCAAUAAAUAUUGCAAAUUUGUCUCUACUUCCAAAUAUUUUGGCUGUUUCUGCAAUUGAUGUUGUUGAAGGAUCGGCAAUUGCUUCCUUAACCUUUAUGCAACAAUUUUUAAGGGAUAGGCCUCAGACUUUUGUUUCGAUGGAAAAAGCAAUUGAAUGGUGUAUGAAAAAUAGAAUUACAUCUAAUUUGAGAGCAGCUAAAGUUUCAAUGCCGUCUCGACUUGUUUAUUUUGAAAACAAUGGAAAGAAAAUGUUAAAAUGGAGAACCAAUUUAUCCAAAACAGAGCCUUAUUGGAAAGGAUGGUUUAAAGGCCUUUCAAAAUCAUUUCUUAAUUGUGAACCUGUAAAGAUUUUGAUACUGGCAAAUAUUGACAGAUUGGAUCGGGAAUUAAUGACUGGCCAAAUGAGAGGACAAUUCCAAUUAGAAGUUAUGCAUAAAUCUGGACAUGCAGUUCACGAAGACAAUCCUGAGGAUGUUGCAAAAAUUUUCUCUAGAAUUAUUGAACGAUACAGAAAAAUAUUGAAUUUUUGAAAAAUUUUCUCAGUUUUUAUAAGGUAUAUUUUUUGUAAAUUUUUUAAAUUUUAAUUGAAAAAUUCUGCUGGAUUAAAUAAAAUAAUAAAAAAUGAAAUAUUUUUUAUUCGUUGUGUGAAAAAAAAUUAUUAGGCCUGUGUAGGAAUCGAACCCCCCUCAAAAUAGGGUGUAGUCGGCGACCCUACCACUUAGCCACAACUGUCUCUGUAAG